AUGUCUCUAUGGGUAGAUAAAUAUAGACCAAAGACUCUACAAUCUCUGUCACAUUCUGAUGAGCUAACUGAAUUAUUAGAAUCACUAUCUAAACAACCAAGAGAUUUGCCUCAUCUUCUUUUAUAUGGGCCCAAUGGUAGUGGUAAGAAAACUAGAUGUAUGUCUCUGUUGGAAUCUAUCUUUGGUUCAGGUGUAUAUCGACUUAAGAUCGAUGUUAGGCAAUUUGUGACACCAUCAAACAGAAAAUUGGAAUUGAACGUAGUAAGUUCUCCAUACCAUCUGGAGAUUACUCCAAGUGAUAUGGGUAACAACGAUAGAAUUGUGGUUCAAGAAUUAUUGAAAGAAGUGGCACAAAUGGAACAAGUCGAUUUCUCUGAUUCAAAAGAGGGUGGAUUGGCACACAGAUAUAAGUGUGUUAUUAUCAAUGAAGCAGACUCAUUGACUAGAGAUGCACAGGCCGCAUUAAGACGUACAAUGGAAAAAUAUUCUAGAAAUAUUAGAUUGAUUAUGGUCUGUGAUUCUCUGUCUUCUAUCAUUGCACCCAUAAAGUCCCGUUGUCUUUUGAUUCGUUGCCCAUCCCCAGGUAAUGAUGAGAUGGUGAAAAUUUUGUCUGAUGUCGUGUCUAAAGAAAAUAUUAAACUAGAAUCCGGCUCGAUAUUAAACCAGAUCUCGAAGGAAGCUAAUGGAAAUUUAAGAUUGGCUUUAUUAAUGUUGGAAUCCAUGGCUUUGAGUAACGAAUUACAACUGAAAGUUUCUACUCAUAUAAUUAAACCAGAUUGGAUAGUAGUAAUAAAUAAAUUGGCAAGAAAAAUCCAAAUGGAGAGAACAGUAGGUUGUCUUGUGGAAUGUAGAUCUAUUUUAUAUGAAUUGAUGGCACAUUGUAUCCCUCCAAAUACAAUAUUGCAAGAAUUAACGUUUGCAUUAUUAAAAUCAAAUGCAAUCGCAGAUAAACAAAAGGGGAGGAUAAUUGAACAUGCUAGUGUAUUUGACGAGAGAUUGUCACUGGGUAAUAAGGCUAUCUUCCAUUUGGAAGGGUUCAUCGCUAAAGUUAUGUGUUCUUUAAAUAAUGAUUAA
Messenger RNA from Arxiozyma heterogenica, 1074 nucleotides. RefSeq names its product replication factor C subunit 5 (gene RFC5). The record is from RefSeq and is a predicted model, not a curated record. Bases 1 to 1074 code for a protein of 357 amino acids. Gene Ontology annotation, biological process: DNA-templated DNA replication; DNA repair. NCBI's taxonomy places the organism in Eukaryota, Fungi, Ascomycota, Saccharomycetes, Saccharomycetales, Saccharomycetaceae. The transcript has a single exon. Gene Ontology annotation, molecular function: ATP hydrolysis activity; DNA clamp loader activity; DNA binding. Gene Ontology annotation, cellular component: Elg1 RFC-like complex; nucleus; Rad17 RFC-like complex.